AGAGAGAAAGAUCGGGAAAGAGCUCAGGCUCGGGGCGGCAAGGGUAAGAACAAGGACGAUGGCUUGACCCCAGAACAGCGCCGAGAGAGGGAUGCGAAAGCGCUCCAAGAAAAGCAGGCGAAGAAGGCCGCGGGGGCAGCGCCGGGAGGGAAUUCCUCCGGAGGUAAAAGCAAAUAG
Messenger RNA from Prunus armeniaca (apricot), 177 nucleotides. NCBI's taxonomy places the organism in Eukaryota, Viridiplantae, Streptophyta, Magnoliopsida, Rosales, Rosaceae. The record is from the annotation of a GenBank genome assembly.